AGCAUCUGUAAAAAGUAGGCCACUGGUAUCAUUCUUAGCAGGGUCUUUUGUCCAUUUGGCUGCCCCUGCACAAAAGCCCUGAAUUGAGCACCGCCGUCUGCUGCGCUCUAACAAUUGGCCUUCAGGUCUAACAGCAUUUGGUGGGAUAUCAUUCUCAGAGGUCGGGCAAAGACGGUCGAAAUGAAACGCAAGACAGAGGCAGCCAAUGGUCGCUCCGCCGUCAAGAGCAACGGGAACGCACCAGACGUCCUCGAAACCACAAUGAAGGGCUACAACAGUGGAUUCCAAUUGUUCCACAUGACCAUCGUUCCCGUGUUUCUGAUAGCAUUCACACCCAACAUGGUGAUUCUUCUCUGGUACACUGCAGUGCACACCGAUGGAAGUUUCAUGGAGUUGGGCAGGUACUUCCAGAGGGAAGGCGUCAUCCCUGGGAUGGUCAAGAUUUGGAGUGGAAUUCAGAUCGUUUCCAUGUUUUCUCUUUCCGUUGUCAUAGGAUACAGCACGUUUGCGUUGCUUCUCAUGAAAUUUGUACCCGGGCGAACCUUCAAGGGACCCGUUACCCCUAAAGGUAACACCCCUGUCUAUAAAGACAACGGCUUCGCUUGCUAUAUCAUCUCUAUGACGGCCUUUUCGCUCUUAACAGUCGCUCUGAAACAAUAUGGCUACUCCACGUCUAUAGUCUACGACAAAUUCGAUGAGAUUCUAGCAACGCUUUGCGUUUUCAGUUUAGUGUUCUGUCUGAUGCUGUACAUCAAGGGAAUCAACUGGCCAACAACAACAGACUCCGGGUCCUCUGGAAACUUCAUAUUCGACUAUUACUGGGGUACGGAACUCUACCCGAGGAUAUUCGGAUUCGACGUGAAGACUUUCACCAACUGUCGCUUCGGGAUGACUGUCUGGCCGCUCCUGGUAGCAGUUCACGCGAUAAAAAGUUAUGAACUCUACGGAUUUGUGGACAGUAUGUUCGUGUCUGCGCUGCUGCAGUUCCUCUAUAUGACAAAGUUCUUCUGGUGGGAGGCAGGCUACAUGUGGACCAUCGAUAUCAUGCUGGACAGAGCUGGGUACUAUAUCUGCUGGGGUUGUUUGGUGUACGUUCCAGGGCUUUACGCCUCUCCGAGUCUGUACCUGGUCAACCACCCUGUCCAGCUUGGCCUCCCGCUCACCGUCUUCCUUCUCGUUGGCGGCGCCUUAAGCAUCUACGUCAACUACUGGGCAGAUGAACAGAAACAACACGUGAGGAAAUCAAACGGAGACUGCCUCGUUUGGGGAGCCAAGCCGGACAUCAUUCGCGCCUCCUAUGUUUUGGAAAAUGGAGAGAAACGCGAGAGCAUUCUUUUGGCGUCAGGGUUUUGGGGUGUUGCUCGACAUUUCCAUUAUCUGCCCGAGUGGAUGCUUUCAUUCGCCUGGUCUGUCCCUGCACUUUUCAAUAACAUCAUGCCCUAUAUCUAUUUCCUCUGGCUUGUCAUUCUCUUGACUCACCGCAGCUUCAGGGACGACGAGAAAUGUGGAAAGAAAUAUGGGAAAUUCUGGACGGAGUACCGCCAACGAGUGCCUUAUCGAGUCAUACCAGGCAUAUUUUAAACGACUAUGCGAGUAUGAUGGACUUGCAAAAUGACUUUUGAAACGACUUGUACAAUGACAGUAACAGUUUCCAUUGGUCACUUACCUCAAGCACGUGUUCUGGACUUCCAAUCAGGUAUUCACCAAUCAGAGGACAGCCACCUACAAUGCUCAUUCGGACAUUGGGCUCACAAGGCUUCUGAUUGGCUAUACCUUAGCGGAAGUCCCAAAUUCUUGAUUGACGAAAAUGGUACGAACGUACUGUUGUUAGUAUCUUUUGCAGUGUGAUCGAGAAUUCGUAUGUCACCUUGGAGAGUCUUGGAAAGCAUCUACAUAGAUUCACCAAUCAAAGACCGUUUCUGAACAUUCAAUUUAAGCUAGUUAUCAUACUCAGCAAGCCAACAUGCUCAAUUUGGGAACAGCAUAUUGGCAACACGUUGUCCGAUGGUGCAUAUUGUCAUGUUCCGGCUUAGCCACGAUUUCCUAAUAAUUAACCAACCGGUUUUACAUUGGUGAAAGUAGGGUAUAAUUGAUGAGGUCGUAGCAUAGCACAAAAUGACCGCAGAAUGUGCAGGCAGUGAUACGUUUGCGUAUAAAUACGUUCUGAGCUGGAAUAUGUACUAGUGUCACUGUUAUCGUGAAAGUUAUGUAGAGCUGUUACACGGUGCUGUUUUUUUUAAUAUACAUGUACAAAUGUACAGCGUACAUCUGCUGUUCGUCUGUGAAAAUGUGCCGGCUGACCAUUAAUGUAAAAACACGUCAUAAUAUGCAAUACAUGGAAGAGUUUAUUACAUAGGCUGCUCUUAUUAUCAUUAGGCUGUGCAAACAUGCCAAUAUCGUGAUAUUGUCAUUACUUAUGCAAUAUCGUAAUAUAAUUGUCAUACAUGA
Messenger RNA from Lineus longissimus, 2448 nucleotides. RefSeq lists its product as uncharacterized. The transcript has 2 exons. The coding region runs from base 181 to 1581 and encodes 466 amino acids. Gene Ontology annotation, biological process: brassinosteroid biosynthetic process; cholesterol biosynthetic process. Gene Ontology annotation, cellular component: endoplasmic reticulum membrane. NCBI's taxonomy places the organism in Eukaryota, Metazoa, Nemertea, Pilidiophora, Heteronemertea, Lineidae. Gene Ontology annotation, molecular function: 7-dehydrocholesterol reductase activity. The record is from RefSeq and is a predicted model, not a curated record.